Messenger RNA from Sesamum indicum (sesame), 1861 nucleotides. RefSeq lists its product as uncharacterized. The record is from RefSeq and is a predicted model, not a curated record. NCBI's taxonomy places the organism in Eukaryota, Viridiplantae, Streptophyta, Magnoliopsida, Lamiales, Pedaliaceae.
UACCAUUCCUCAUCCUCAAUCAACUUUCACACACCUUUUUCGGAUAAAAAUCAUCACACACAUUCAAUCACACACACACCCCACCCCUUCUUUAUCAUUAUCAAUCCUCCUAUUCACCAUUCACAAGUUCAAACGACCUUACCAUAAACCAUUACUUACCUGUAAAAGUUGAACAAAGAUUUCAAGAAACCUUCCAGAAUUCAUACUCCUUUUGAAAACUUCCUACUUUGUACUCACCCUCUUGGAUCUUUCUCUCGCUCUCUCUCCACACAUAUAUACAUACAAAUACACUUGCAAGAAAAGCUUUCAUCGAAUUUCAUUUUCUCUCUCUAUAUAUCUUUCUUCUUCAUGGGAAGUGGAAGAAGAAGAAGAAGAAGCAAGGCUACAAAACCCAAGAGUUCAUUUUUUUAAUGCAAGAAUGAAAAACCCGGCAAAGAUCCUGACCCAGUUCCCAAGACGGGCCUUGGAUCUCAACUGGAGGCUUCUACUUUUCAUCCUUCUCUCCGUCACCUUUCUUACCUACGUUUCUCUCUCCUUCUCCUCCACCACCACCACAGUAUUAAUCCCCUUCUCCAGUUUUGCCCCUCUCAAGUCCAUAUUCCUCGGCCCUGCAGUUCCCAAUCGUCCCCCGCUUCGAGUUGAGACCCGCCCCGUGAACCCGUUGAACGGGUCCAGAAUCGCAGUUUGUUUGGUGGGUGGGGCUCGGAGAUUCGAGCUCACCGGUCCCUCCAUUGUGGAAAGGAUCCUCCGAGUUUAUGCGAAUUCGGAUCUUUUUCUCCAUAGCCCGCUGGACUCCAAUGCGUAUAAGCUUUUAUUGUUAAAUGAUGCGCCGAGAAUUGGUGCCGUAAAGAUUUUCAGACCCAGACCCAUACCGGAGACCGAGCCGGAGCUGCGAGUUCUCACCGCCCGCAACUCGCCCAACGGCAUACAGGGCUUGUUGCAGUACUUCAAUCUGGUAGAGGGCUGCCUAACAAUGAUCAAAUCAUAUCAAGAAAAGAAUAACUUCACGUACGACUGGAUCAUCCGAACAAGAGUUGACGGGUAUUGGUCCGACACGUUGGGCCCCGAGAACUUCAUUCCGGGUAAAUAUUUGGUCCCCCCGGGUUCAUCCUACGGUGGGUUGAAUGACCGUUUUGGAGUAGGGGACUACAACACCUCAGUUGUAGCACUCUCAAGACUCUCCUUGAUUCCUCAACUUAACGGGUCAGGGUUAAUCCAACUCAACUCGGAGGCAGCUUUCAAGGCCCAACUCACCACACAAAAGGUCCAGUUCACCACCCGACGCCUCCCAUUUUGUAUAGUAACGGACCGUAAAUAUGAUUUUCCUCCGGCCCGAUUCGGCGUGCCGGUGGCCGCACUGUCGAGCCCAGGCCCACUCAGUGGUGCUAAGUGCAGGCCUUGCAGGCCCGUUUGUACUGGAUCCUGUGUUGGGCCUGUGAUGAAUGGGCUCUACAGAGGCUGGAGCUGGACUGAUUGGGCUAAUAACACACUAGAGCUCUGUGACGCGCAUAGUGAGUGGGAAAAGGGGUGGGAAGAAUUAUUCGAUGAGGCAGCUGGGAAAAAGCUAGCUUCGGCGAGGAAGAAGGUUUGGGCUCUGAAUAUGGAUCGGUGUGUUGAUGGGUUUGAGAAGAUGAAGAAACGGGCGGGCCACUGGGAUGCGCCGAAACCCGUUGAGAUUUGCAGUUUGGGCCUCAAGUCCCGGUGAUGGAGAUAGUAUGUACUAUAAUAGAGGUUUUCUUUUCUUUUUUUCUUUUUCCCCUGUUCUUUUUUUUGGUCUUCCCCUUUUUGACCCUGAUAUAGAAUCAGGGGUUCCGCUAUAUACGUACUGAUAGUAUAUCACACCUGAAAUUUUAGACCAAUC